AUGUCGAAGCGACAGCUCGAUGAGACCGAGAUUGGCGCCAGUUUGCCUGCCGAUGGCGGAGACAUUGGCACUUCCGGGUGCAAAAAGAGCAAAAGUAAGCGCACCGUGGCAUUUCGCUUCCCGGCCAGACGGUCGUGCUUGCUUUGA
Molecule: messenger RNA, 147 nt
Organism: Gongylonema pulchrum
Lineage: Eukaryota; Metazoa; Nematoda; Chromadorea; Rhabditida; Gongylonematidae
Source: the annotation of a GenBank genome assembly